Iphiclides podalirius (scarce swallowtail) is the source of this 798-nucleotide messenger RNA. The record is from the annotation of a GenBank genome assembly. Lineage: Eukaryota; Metazoa; Arthropoda; Insecta; Lepidoptera; Papilionidae.
AUGCUUCAUAAUUAUUCAAUUUCUGGAUUCAAUCUUCUCAAAAUAUUGUGUACUGCUCCUAAAGUAUGGACAAGCGUGAGAUGUAUAAGUUAUGAUGAAAAUAAAAGACAAAACUUUUUCUUCAGACAGCUGUUUGACACAGUAAGUAGCACAUAUACUUAUCUCUUGGGUGAUGUGAAAACAUGUGAAGCGGUGCUAAUUGAUCCAGUGUUAGAACAUGCUGAAAGAGAUGCCACAUUAGUAAAGGAGUUAGGAUUCAAGUUGAUUUAUGCAAUGAACACCCACAUGCAUGCAGAUCAUGUGACAGGCACAGGAAAACUCAAAUCACUCUUGCCAGGUACAAAGAGUGUCAUUGGAAAGGCAUCUGGUGCCCAAGCAGAUAUCCAUCUCCAUGAUGGAGACCUGGUAAAGUUUGGUGAAUACCAGCUGUUAGCUGCCGCAACGCCAGGCCACACAAAUGGCUGUUUGACUUACAUUUGUCAUCAGCAGGCUAUGGCUUUCACUGGCGAUACUUUACUCAUACGCGGCUGCGGCAGAACCGACUUCCAAGAAGGCUCCUCUGAGAAGCUGUACCAGUCGGUGCACACCAGGAUCUUCACUCUACCGGAUCACUACACGCUGUUCCCAGCGCACGACUACAGGGGUCAGACAGCUACAACCGUUGGCGAGGAGAAGGAAUACAAUCCGAGAUUGACCAAGUCUCUGAAGGAGUUUGUUCAUAUAAUGGACACAUUAAAUCUGCCUUACCCAAAGAUGAUCGACAAAGCUUUACCAGCAAAUAGAGUGUGUGGACUAUAU